GUUUUCGAGUGUUGGCUUCAUCCUUCUCGUUACCGUACUCAGCCGUGUAAAGACGGAACGAGUUGCCGGAGAAGGAUCUGUUUCUUCGCUCAUACGACGGAGCAGUUACGCGUUUUGCCUUGUUCCUUAGAUCCAGAUCUUGGAUUCUUCUCUUCGAAAUCAGGCUCAGCUACUUCUCCGACUUCGAUCCUCGUUUCUCCACAGUCGGAAUCUCCGCCGCUUUCUCCGAGCACCGGUGAAAUCAUUGCGUCGAUGAGGAAGAUGCAGUUGAACGGAGGUUGUUCGUGGGGUUCGCCGAUGAGAUCUGGAGUUAGGUUACCUUUUUCGUCGUCUUUGCGUCCGAUGCAGGCGCCGACGUGGCCGAGAAUUAGGGAGUUUGAGAUCUGGGAGAGUGAACGUGAAGAAGAAGCUCCGGCGAUGGAGUUUGUGGAAUCUGGAAAAGAACUGAGAGCCAAGAUGUACGCGAAACUCAGUCGAGAAAACUCACUCGGUUGAGUUAACCCGGUACUGUUAACCGAGUCUUUGAUGAUGUGGCAGUUCUAUCCAGUUUGACUCGACUAUUUUAAUUUUGUGAAUAUUUGGAGAUUUUUUAUUUGUGUAGAUAAAUGACGUGGCAAAUCAGUCUUAUCGUCGUUUUGUAACUGAUACUUGGGAGGCCUUUUGCACAAAAAAAAAAAAAAAACUUGGGAGGCCUUUCUGCAAUUUGUUUAGCAUUUUCGUAAUUUACCUAUUUUGUUUUCUUUUGCCAUUGGCUUUAUUUUGUUGUGUAUUAGUUUGUCAUUUUGUAAUUAGUUCUAAAUGUAUUUGGAUUUUUGCAAACUUGUUUUA
This is a messenger RNA of Camelina sativa (false flax), 828 nucleotides long. RefSeq names its product zinc finger CCCH domain-containing protein 23. The record is from RefSeq and is a predicted model, not a curated record. Lineage: Eukaryota; Viridiplantae; Streptophyta; Magnoliopsida; Brassicales; Brassicaceae.